GAGAGAGGACCACACAGCUCCCUCCUCCCUCCACCAUCACCGUUAGCCGGCUAAGCUAGCUAGCCCAGCUAACUUAGCUGCGAGACUUUGUAACGGCGGCUGCUUUUCCUGCCCCGUCGUCUCUUCUCUUCGGAGGCGGACCGAGGAGCCCCGUCACCCCGGGAGCAUGUUUGAGUGAGGAGCAAAGGAGGAAGUGGGAUCUCUGAAGCUCCGCCCCCUCUGCUGGUGGAGCACCCUGCACAUCUGACCAGAGACCCCUUUAGUCACUCGGAGAGGAUGCGGAGGUUUGCCUACUGUAAGGUGGUUUUGGCCACCUCUCUGGUGUGGGUGAUGCUGGACAUGUUCAUUCUGCUCUACUUCAGCGAGUGCAACAAGUGCGACGACAAGAAGGAGAGGGGACUGCCUGGGAGAGACCACACUCUCACCAGGCCGCGAGAUGGGCCCGGUGAAGGUGGGAAGCCUGUGGUAAUCCCUAAGGACAACCAGGAGAAGAUGAAGGAGAUGUUUAAGAUUAACCAGUUCAACCUCAUGGCCUCGGAGAUGAUUGCCCUCAAUCGCUCACUGCCUGACGUCCGCCUGGAAGGGUGCAAGAACAAGUUAUAUCCCGAUAAUCUUCCACGUACCAGCGUGGUGAUUGUAUUUCACAAUGAGGCGUGGAGCACGCUGCUGCGAACCGUCCACUCCGUCAUCGACCGCUCUCCGCACACACUGCUAGAGGAGAUUGUCCUGGUGGACGAUGCCAGUGAGAGGGAUUUCCUCAAGCGACCAUUGGAACAGUAUGUCAGAAGACUUGAAGUCCCUGUCAGAGUGGUGAGGAUGGAUCAGCGCUCUGGACUUAUCCGUGCUCGUCUCAAAGGAGCGUCCCUCUCCACUGGCCAGGUUAUAACCUUUCUGGAUGCUCAUUGUGAAUGCACCUUGGGGUGGCUGGAGCCUCUGCUCGCCCGUAUCAAGCAAGACAAGAGAACGGUGGUGUGUCCCAUCAUCGACGUGAUCAGCGACGACACGUUCGAGUACAUGGCCGGUUCCGACAUGACGUACGGAGGCUUCAACUGGAAGCUCAACUUCCGCUGGUACCCUGUGCCCCAGAGAGAGAUGGACCGCCGCAAAGGAGACCGCACACUGCCUGUCAGGACUCCCACCAUGGCAGGCGGCUUGUUCUCCAUAGACCGGGACUAUUUCCAGGAGAUCGGCACGUAUGACGCAGGCAUGGACAUCUGGGGUGGAGAGAACCUGGAAAUCUCUUUCAGAAUCUGGCAGUGCGGUGGGACUCUAGAAAUUGUCACAUGCUCUCAUGUGGGUCACGUGUUCCGAAAGGCGACGCCCUACACGUUUCCCGGGGGAACGGGACAGAUCAUCAACAAAAACAACCGGCGCCUGGCAGAAGUGUGGAUGGAUGAAUUUAAAAACUUCUUCUAUAUCAUCUCCCCUGGUGUGACCAAAGUGGACUACGGUGACAUCACAUCUCGCAGUGCUCUGAGACAAAAGCUCCAAUGUAAACCAUUCAGCUGGUACCUGGAGAACGUCUACCCCGACUCCCAGAUCCCCAGACACUACUACUCCCUGGGAGAGAUCCGAAACGUGGAGACCAACCAGUGCCUGGACAACAUGGCCCGCAAGGAGAACGAGAAGGUCGGCAUUUUCAACUGCCACGGCAUGGGAGGCAACCAGGUGUUUUCCUACACGGCCAAUAAGGAGAUCAGGACUGACGACUUGUGUUUAGAUGUGUCCAAGCUCAACGGACCCGUCAUGAUGCUUAAGUGUCACCACCUCAAAGGCAACCAGCUCUGGGAGUACGACCCUGCGAAGCUGACUCUGAUCCACGUCAACAGUAACCAGUGUCUGGACAAGGCCAGCGAGGAGGACAGCCAGGUGCCCAGCGUCAAAGACUGCACACACACACGCUCCCAACAGUGGCUGCUCCGCAACGUCACACUACCAGAGGUCUUCUGACCACAAACACACAACCCACAGCAGCCCGGAAUAAGCGACGAGGGGAAUGGACGUGUUUAUUAAAGCGUGGGCACCGGUAGAGGAAAGACUUCCCACGAGGGGACGCUGGAGGGGAGGAGGACGGAUUAGAUGGUACUACCUCUGCCAGAGAUCAGAGGGAGGAGUGUGUUCGACCCUCCUCCAAACGGGGAAGAGAGGAAAAAGACUCCUUUUACGUUUUUAUUUUGUUGAUUUUUUUUAAAAAGAGAUUUUAACCAGAGAGACUCACUAUGGGACUGCCUGGUGGAGUGGAGGCUCUGCACCCACGGCUUCCCUGGACACAGCAGUCCACCCCUCAACUCAUCACUUACGGUUUACUGACUGCCUCUUAUGAGCGAGUGUAUGCACUUAGAUGUGUGUCUGCCUGCACAGGUGUGUGUUCUCUGAGAUGAAUGUAUGCUUUCGAGAAUUCCUGAAUUCCUUGUUCAUUACUUUUCUUUUUCUUUUUUAAUUUAACUUUGUAUUGGAUUUUUGAAAAUGAACUCUGGUGAACUCAUAUGAAGAAGAGUGCAUGUGGACGUGAGCGUGCGUGUGUAUGUGUGAGACUGUCGUGUGCAAGUGUCAGAGCCCCUCCUACAGACCUGCAGCAGUGUAUGUCUCCCUCUCGUGUUACUCCUCGGCAUUUCAUCCUAAAGACUGACGCCUCCUCGCUGAGGGAUUUUCUGAGGAACUGCAAAUUUAAAAAAAGGAAAACAAAAAAAAAAGGACAAACACGAGGACCCUACGUCUGCCACCUGCAGCGAUCUAGUGAUAUAGAAAAAAAGAUGUUUGUGAUAUCUUGAGAUUUCUAUGUCCCGUUUUUACAUGGCUGUGUCUGUUUCGACGGUCAGAGCAGUAACCCUAGUCUGUCUGUCCGUCUCUGUUGUCUUUAACAGUGUUGAACAUAGAGCUACCAGGCACAUACACACAGAGGACUCUGCAUACCUAACUGAUGUUCACUGCCUAAUGUAGAGUGAAACAUAGGAAACUCUCCCAUAAGGCACUAGUCUCACACACACACACACACAGUAAACAUAUAGGAAAAAAGGCUUCAAUAGCCUGAAACUAUAAUCCAUUUUGGCAUAUCUUCUUCUCAAUGACCUCUUGUAAAAAAAAAACUACACUCCAAGGGCUUCUUCCCUCCAGCGGAGUGUGGAUGGCUGCGUCAGUGCGGGUUUCAUAACUAAUCAGUCCAUCAGCUCCCUGUUCUCCAGGACAAGCCGCUCUCAGAGUCCUCACUGCUGAACGACCAAGAGCCCGUAGCAUAGGCUGACAGCAGAUCAGCGUGCUUCUGUCGUACAAAAAGCUUGCUUCACAGAGCCGAGCCUCGGUUCUCUCCUGAGGACAUAUCUACCGUAGGAAAUGAAGCCUGGGACGCAGCGAGAGUAUCAACACACGUCGCUAAAACUUAAUCAGGGACAGAAUAAUAACAUUGUAGAGAGCCGAACGGAGUGAAAGUGUUUAACUGUGGAUCACAAAGAGCACAGCGGCAGCAGCAGCAGCAGAUGACACAUAUCUUAAUCCAUAACUACAUAUCUCUCUUUACAAGCUCACCCGCAGUAUUCCACUGUUCAUAUCUCUGUGAGGAGCCAAACAGGCUCCACAGUUUCAUCAGUGCAUCGUGUUUUCUUUAAACUUCCAUCUGUAUCGCUCCUGUGAGUCAGAGCAGGAGACUUCUUAAAGGUUUUAACCAUUUCAGCUUCCUCCAGUGGAGGAAGAGUUUACACACCGGACACGUCACUGGUUCAUCUUUGUUGUGGACACGGUCGUGAGGAGGGUGUCGACAGAUUUCUUUUUUUCUUUCAUGUCAAAGCGAGUGAAGAUGUGAACGGUUUCUGAUUGUGACACCGGGGGG
Molecule: messenger RNA, 3823 nt
Organism: Limanda limanda (common dab)
Lineage: Eukaryota; Metazoa; Chordata; Actinopteri; Pleuronectiformes; Pleuronectidae
Gene: galnt1
Product: UDP-N-acetyl-alpha-D-galactosamine:polypeptide N-acetylgalactosaminyltransferase 1
Exons: 14
Coding region: 277-1950 (557 amino acids)
Cellular component (GO): Golgi apparatus
Source: RefSeq, a predicted model, not a curated record